Molecule: messenger RNA, 2880 nt
Organism: Poecilia latipinna (sailfin molly)
Lineage: Eukaryota; Metazoa; Chordata; Actinopteri; Cyprinodontiformes; Poeciliidae
Product: glucose-6-phosphatase-like
Exons: 5
Coding region: 253-1308 (351 amino acids)
Biological process (GO): gluconeogenesis; glucose 6-phosphate metabolic process
Cellular component (GO): membrane
Molecular function (GO): glucose-6-phosphatase activity
Source: RefSeq, a predicted model, not a curated record
UCUCUUUAUUGAUGGAUUUGAACAGAAAGGGCCCCAGGAGGGGUGUAAAGGUUAAGGAACUGCCUGUCUGUACUGUCCCAAAGGUAAACAAAUCCGCUAACCUUGAGUAAAGUCCAAUGGGGGUUCGCGCAGAGAACGAGCAGACAGGACAUUCUGAGAGGGAGCUUUGCAGAAACUGGUCCUUGCACGUAAGACAAAAAGGAGCCCAGACUGCAGCUAUCGCCCGAGGUCCGAGGUCUGAGUUACGCUAUCAUGGAUAUCCUUCACAGCUGGGGGGUUGAGCUGACCAGUCAUCUGCAGAUCAGAUACAGCAGGUACGAGGGUCUGUUUAGCCUCGCCUCUGCCGUGGCCGAUCUGCACACCACGUUCUUCUGCCUGUUUCCCGUGUGGUUCUACAUGCGCAGGGACACAGGGGUCAGGCUAAUCUGGGUGGCUGUCAUUGGAGACUGGCUCAAUUUAGUGCUGAAAUGGGUUCUUUCCGGAGAGAGGCCCUACUGGUGGGUUCACGAGACCCAGUUUUACGGGGCAGGAAAGGCCCCAUCGCUGCAGCAGUUUCCUAUCACAUGUGAAACUGGACCAGGAAGCCCUUCGGGUCAUGCUAUGGGUGUAGCUGGUGUCUGGUAUGUGAUGGUCACCGCUCUGCUUUCAAUUGCAAAAGAAAAGCAAUGCCCCUCUGUACUAUACAGCUUGCUGCAGAUCAGCUUGUGGACCUUAAUGGUUGUGGUGGUGCUGAUCGUCUGCAUGUCCAGGGUUUUCAUGGCGGCUCACUUCCCACAUCAAGUUAUUGAGGGGGUCAUCACAGGCAUAGUGGUUGCUGGUAUGGUUUCCAAGAAGAAGUGGAUUUACAGUGCCAGCAUGAGCAAAUACCUCCUCAUCACACUCUUCUUGACUUUCUUCGCUAUUGGCUUCUACCUGCUGCUUAAAAUUGUCGGAGUGGACCUGCUUUGGACCCUGGACAAAGCCCAGAAAUGGUGCAUCAAGCCAGAGUGGAUCCAUCUGGACACCACACCCUUCGCCAGCCUCCUACGCAACAUAGGUAGUCUGUUUGGUCUUGGACUGGGACUGCACUCUCCCUUCUACCAUGGCAUCAAGAAGAACGCAAAUGCUGGUUUCAAGAUGGGGUGCAUUAUGAGCGCCUUGUUCUUGCUUCAUCUCUUGGAUGGAUGGACCUUUUCCUCAGACAACCACUUGACUUUCUAUAUCCUAUCUUUUGGUAAGAGUGCUUUUGCACUUUUAAUCCCAACCACUUUAAUUCCUUGGGCUCUUUGUAGGAUUUGCAAAGGAAUGGAGUUGGAUAAGAACUUGUGAUUUAUAUCUUAUUAUGUGUUUCAAUUCAACUAGUGGUUUUAGUUGUUCCUUAUCCAAAAGAAAAUUGGGGAAACUAGUACCAGUCACUAAUUGGUGAGUUACUUAAGCUGUGCUGGUGGAAAAAAAAAAAAAAAAAGGAACUAGCUUGUUUUAUUCUAGUUGAAAAGACGCCCUUAUAGAGGCAUGAGCUUUGAAAUCCUUUCAUGACAAAACAAGAAUAGCACUUGAGGUAUAAGAUUUUCAGCAUAUUGAUUAAAAUGUCCCACCCAAAAUUUGAGCAUCUGUCCCACAUCUCUGUGCCUGUCUCCUCGCUCUCCCCUCAUUAGGAGGAAUUUCACAAAAUUACCCUGAUAAGCUGAGCUAAAAAGUAAGUUAUCAAGCCUAGUUUGUGUCAAUGUGUUGUUGAGGUAAUACCUUCAGCAAUUUAUUUAGCAGUCCAAAAAUAACCUCAAGAUUAGCUUCACAGAUUGUGAAGAUGUUCUAAAGAGUCUUUCAAUGAAAAAUUCACACGUUAACAUGACAAACAUAGCAAAUCGUUAGCAGAUUAUUGUAAUAAGUUAGUUAAAACGUCAAUAGUCUUUUUACGGUUGAUAACAUACACUUUUUUGUAAAUGUUUACCAAGGAAGAUGGUCUAAUUGUUUUUUGCUAAACAGAAUUAAGGGACACCAAUAAUUUAAGAGUUAGAGUCAAUUUUACUUUCUGACGAUGCCUAGAAAAGGGGGUUUUGUCAACCGAGGUCACGUCUCAAUACGUCACUUAAAAGAGUCAGCGGUAGUUUAUUUGUUAUUUUUCAUUCAAGUUUGUAUUUCAGGCCAUUUUACAAGUCACCAGAAUUAGCAAAGUUUAACGGUUUAAUUUGACAACUCUGUUGUUAUCGGGGCAAGGAAAACGGUUUGCUAUAAGUAUGUUUAUUUGUUCAUCAUAUUAAAAAAGUUACAAAAAACAAACCAGUAGCUUUUUAUAGUGAGCAAUUGUACACAUUUAUUGGCGAAAAAAGUAGUUUGAAAUUUCAGCGGAGGGGAGCUUACAAAUACCCUAACAAGCAAAAGUAGGAGCUAUAACUUAAUUAGCUUAGAAUGUGAAAAGGGCAAGAAACAUAUCAAUUUAUGUUGCAUCUUUACCAACAGAAAGUGACGUGUAGAGAAGCAGUUCCCUGUCACAAGCCAUUUGCUAAGCAAAUCUUAAUGCAUGUUUACACAUUUUAUACAGACUUUCUACAACAACUGAAUUACUUUUAUAUCUCACACAAAAAGUCCAGAUUUCAAUCUGUGAUUUAAUGAAUUAUGUCCUUUUUCUACAAUGAUAGCAAUGACUAAAAUGUUUUUGGGGAUGACAAACAGAUUGCUUUGUGUAACAAUUUGAACUCUUUGCUUUGGUUAUUAAUACUGACAUCAAGAGGAAAAAUAUGUUGAUGGGCUGAGAAGAGAUGUUGGAGAAAUAUUAUGUUUUAUAGAUCUUAUGGCCUAUACUUUUAUAAUGUGCAGUCUCAUUGAUUCCAGUUUGUGCAUUUCCCAAUUUCGUCGCAUGUCACUGUCAUCAACAUGUUAAUAAAAGUCUGUUGUUGUUAAACA